Messenger RNA from Paracoccidioides brasiliensis Pb18, 1395 nucleotides. RefSeq lists its product as uncharacterized. The coding region runs from base 1 to 1395 and encodes 464 amino acids. The transcript is spliced from 2 exons. Gene Ontology annotation, biological process: DNA replication-dependent chromatin assembly; CENP-A containing chromatin assembly. The record is from RefSeq and is a predicted model, not a curated record. Gene Ontology annotation, cellular component: nucleoplasm. Gene Ontology annotation, molecular function: histone binding.
AUGGCAGACGCUUCUCCCCAAAGCUGCGCUCCAACAAAUGAUACAGAUGCGUCAGCUUCAGAAUCGUCUCCCGAAUUGAAAGGGGCACAAUUAGCGGAUCUUAUCAAGCGAGCUGCUGCUAAAGAUGCCAUUAAAGACUACGAUACUGCAGCGGACCUCUAUUCCCAGGCGACAGAGCUCCAGGCAGAGCUGAAUGGUGAGAUGUCUGUCGACAAUGCGGACCUGUUAUAUUUGUACGGGAAGUCAUUGUACAAUGUCGCUGUGAAGAAAAGCGAUGUGCUUGGUUCAAAGGUGGCAGGACAAGCAUCCACAGCGCCCAAGAACGGGAUACCUAGAGAUGGAGCGACGAAUACUAGCACUGAAUUACCCAACAAGCAGUCCCUCAUUGGCAACGCGAUCGCUGAGGGUUCUGCAACAAGCGAGAAAGCUGCAGAGGGCAUAACUGAAGGGACGAAAGUAGGAUCAUCGUCACUGUUCCAGUUUAUAGGAGACGAAACCCUCGACUCUGAUUCUAAUGAAGAGGACGGUGGUGAGGAGGGCGAUGGAGCUGAGCAGGAGGACGACGACGAAUUUGCUAAUGCGUACGAAAUGUUAGACUUGGCGCGCAUACUCCUCUUGCGAAAACUGGAAGAGAUGGGAUCCGAGAAGCAGAGCGAGGAACGCAAGAUCAAGGAGCGACUGGCAGAUAUAUAUGACCUACAGGCUGAAAUCUCUUUGGAGGGUGAGAGGUUUGAAAAUGCUGUCGCUGAUUUAAGAGCCGCUUUGGACUUGAAAACAAAACUUUUCCCAUUGGAGGACCCUAGUGUUGCUGAAUGCUACUAUAAGCUUUCUCUAGGUCUUGAGUUCUCGUCGAUCAUGCCAGAAAAGGCGGAAGACGGCCAAGACACGACGGACGCGAAGGUCGCAAAGGUUGACAUGAAACUGAGAGAAGAGGCCGCAAAGCACAUGGAGAUUGCGAUUCAGAGCUGCAAGUUAAGGAUAUCAAAGGAACAACAGAAGCUUGAGAGCAUCACUGAGGAGGAAACUAUUCUCAAAAUGAAACAGAGCAUUGAUGAUGUGAAAGAAGUUGUUUCGGAUAUGGAGCUACGUCUGAUUGAACUUAAUCGACCCCCGGUAUCCAUAAAUGAUGCUACCCGAACCCUCGAUGGUUCCAAUGCCUUAAAUGGAAUCCUCAGCCAGGUGCUACGUCAAAAUUCGUCCGCUGAUAAAGACUCUAUUUUGCAAGAGGCCAUGAAGGGCGCCAAUGACCUUUCGUCGUUCGUCAAGAAAAAGAAACGGGCUUCUGGGACACCAGAGUCGUCUGGUAAGCGCCAAUUAGAGCAAGAGCCAGAGGUUGUCGAUGAAACAAGUUCAGCAAAGAGAGUCCGGCUGGAUGACGACGGUUCCGGCGAUUAA